This is a messenger RNA of Asparagus officinalis (garden asparagus), 1859 nucleotides long. RefSeq names its product zinc finger protein STOP1 homolog. Gene Ontology annotation, biological process: response to acidic pH; response to aluminum ion. The transcript is spliced from 2 exons. The coding region runs from base 180 to 1631 and encodes 483 amino acids. NCBI's taxonomy places the organism in Eukaryota, Viridiplantae, Streptophyta, Magnoliopsida, Asparagales, Asparagaceae. The record is from RefSeq and is a predicted model, not a curated record.
AAGUCGCAAUUAAACAGAUAAAGAAAGCCAGAGGUCAAAGGAAGCUGAGAAGAAGCGGAGAGAGCUCGUUUUCUGAGACGCUGGAGACUUUUUAACAUGGAGACUGGAUUUCAUCUCAAUCCAUUCUUUUAUGAAAUCCAGUUCUAAUCCUUAUCUCUCGAUCUUUGAAAUAGAGCCAAAUGGAACAUAAGCUUAGACCCAAUUUUGAAGCAUCUUCAGGCUUUAAGAAUCUCAAUCAAGAGCAAACCUUUUCGCAAAUUAACCCUAGAAACCCUUGCUACAACAACCUUGAGUUCUCAAAUCUUAAUCACAGUCCAAAUGAUGAAGCUAAGACACCGAAAACCCCGGCUUUGGAUUGGGAUCCGAGAGCCAUGUUGACCAAUCUCUCAUUCCUUGAGCAAAGGAUUCAUCAAGUUCAGGAUAUUGUCCGUUCGAUCAUCGGUCAAGAAGGCCAGCUCUCAAGUCAGCCAACUGAGCUUGCUGCUCAGCAGCAGCUCGUGACUGCAGACCUCACUUGUAUCAUAAUUCAACUGAUUUCAACUGCUGGAACCCUUCUCCCAUCUAUAAAGAACACACUCAUAUCAUCCAAUCCUUCUCUCGGUCAAUUGGGCAAUGUCAUCAAUUCUUCUCCUAGAUUGGUAGUGGAUCCUAUCAUUGGUAAUAAUUAUUCUUCGCAACGAAACGAGGGGAGUUCUUCGGUAGGUGCUAAGGUUUCGGAGUAUGAUGAACUGAUUAAAAGUCUCAGUGAUUGUGGAGGAGAAGUCAACGAACAAAUUCAUAUUGAAGACCAUGAUGUAAAAGAUAGCGAGGAUGGGGUAGAUGGUGAGAAUCUUCCUCCUGGUUCGUAUGAAGUAUUGCAAUUGGAGAAAGAGGAGAUAUUGGCACCACACACUCACUUUUGUUCGAUAUGUGGAAAGGGGUUCAAGAGAGAUGCAAACUUGAGGAUGCAUAUGAGAGGUCAUGGAGACGAGUACAAGACUCCGGCUGCCCUUGCAAAGCCCAUCAAGGAGCUGAGCUCAGAGCCCAUGCCUGUAAAGAGAUACUCAUGCCCUUUCGUGGGUUGCAAGAGGAACAAGGAUCACAAGAAGUUUCAACCUUUGAAAACAAUUCUCUGUGUGAAGAAUCACUACAAGAGGAGUCAUUGUGAUAAGAGUUAUACUUGUAGUCGAUGCAAUAGCAAAAAGUUCUCGGUUAUAGCUGAUCUCAAGACUCAUGAGAAGCAUUGUGGGCGCGAUAAGUGGCUUUGUUCUUGUGGAACAACUUUCUCGAGGAAAGAUAAGUUAUUUGGGCAUGUAGCUUUAUUUCAAGGUCAUACUCCUGCGAUCUCCAUGGAUGAGCCUAAAAGUUCAGGACCUUCGGAUUUAGGGCAGAGCCAGGAGACGAUGAAUGCUAUUGCAAGUAUGGACUAUAACAAUACUAGCUUCAUUGAGAACUCAAUGGAUGAUAUUAAUGUUCUAGAUAUCAAAGGUGUCGAUGAUGAACGCGGUUAUUUUUCGCCUAUGAACUUUGAUUCGUGCAACUUUGGAGGGUUUGAUGAUUUUGCAAGGCAAUUUGAUGGUGCAGAGAGCUCCUUUUCAUUUCUUCCUUCUGGAUCGGGUAAUUUUGUACCGAAAAAUGGAGAGGGGCGUUAACAGAAUCAAAUUGGGGCGGCAUGUACUUAGUUUUCUACAUGGUUUCACAUAUGAUCUUCAUUGAUUUGCUAUUUUUUUGGGUAGGGGAACCAUUUAUUGCAACUGUUACAUGUAUUAUUAUUAGUGUUCUGUUCAUGUAUCUUGACUCACUGCAGUAUCCAAUAAAUUUCGUUGGCUUCGUCACACUUUGUUGCACAUAUGAAUUCAAGAAGCAUGUACUCAUUUCUA